CAAAAGCUGCUGCUCUUGAGUAGCGAGUUACUAUCUCGUUAUCUCAAACCAAAAGUUUUUAACUUUUUUUUUUGCCAUUGACAAAUUUUGCUGAAUUCUAUUGUAAACUUGACAAUCGUUUUCAAAAUUCUUCCUUAAUUUCUUUCUUUGCAAAGUACUUUUUAUGGCAGUAAAUAUGGCUGUUGGUGGAAUGAUGGUGCCCUCUCUGUCUGUCCCAGAGCAAACAGUGGCUCUUCAGAUAGGAACAUGCAGUCCGGCUGAAAUGCUCGAUAGGGUCAGAAAAACUCAAGUGUAUAUUUUGUCCGGAGUUUCUAGGCAGGUUGAAAAUGAGCUCAAGGGAUUCAAAAGAUCAGUGCAGAGACUGAACUCCAAUAUGACUGAUCAAUCAACAGUGGUUGGGAUCCAAAGAUGGAAGCGUUCCAUCAAGUCUUGUCUAAUGAGAUGUCAAGACACUCUAGUAAAUUUGGAGAGGUGGGUUAAGAGGGAGAUGAAUUCCUGGAGAGGCGUGUUUUCUCGUUUUGAGAAAAUGGUUAGUAAGGCUGAGCAUCACAGGAGGUCAUUCUAUAUGAAAAGUGACAAAGAAAAGGAGGCAGAAGCAUCUCAGAUAAUAGACCCUUAUGCGCCAACUCCACCGGCCCCACCUGCUCCAGCAACCCCACCACCACAGACUUGCCACCCACAUCACUGGGUUGUCAUUUCUGUAGACGUUUUAUCCCCUCCUGAGUUUGAUGCCAACAUGUCAGAAGAUCCCAGAGAGUUCUUGGUGAACCUUGAGAAGUAUUUUAAACGUAGCGGCUGGAAUGAGAAAAUUUGGUUAUCUCAAGUAGACAACCACUUGAAAGGCGCAGCCAAGAAAUGGUGGGAAUAUAGACAGGAGACAGUGGAUAACUGGCAUGACUUCAAAGUGGCCUUUCUGCAGUACUGCGAGCGACUGGUGGUUAGGGAGGCCAUCAAGAGGGACUUAGACCUUCCCCAAAGACGUUGGGAACCAUUAGAACAAUUUGUGUGGAAGAAGAGGGCAUUGUACCAUAGACUUUACGUAGAUGCUAACGAGGAAGAGAUGAUCCGUUACAUUAUUAGCACUCUUCACCCCGAGAUUAGGCGUUUCCUGAAGCCACCAUUGCCAAAAACCAUGGACGAGCUUGUCCAGAGGGGGAAAGAAAUCCAGUUUGAUUUUGAGCAAUCCGAAAAGCAAACUCUGAAGUCAGCUUACUCUGACGAGCAAAUCAGCACCAAACUUAAGGUCACUGUUACCAAAGAUCCGUACGACAGUAAUAACACGUGCUCGGAAAAAAUGUAAU
Molecule: messenger RNA, 1301 nt
Organism: Spea bombifrons (plains spadefoot toad)
Lineage: Eukaryota; Metazoa; Chordata; Amphibia; Anura; Pelobatidae
Gene: ARC
Product: activity regulated cytoskeleton associated protein
Exons: 1
Coding region: 164-1300 (378 amino acids)
Biological process (GO): modulation of chemical synaptic transmission; positive regulation of AMPA receptor activity
Molecular function (GO): mRNA binding
Source: RefSeq, a predicted model, not a curated record